GAGUUAUUAGUCGGUUGUUAAUUAUCUGUUAUUUUCAGUGAGUCUGAGAGCACUGUCGUCCCAGCCGCCGGAAGUCUGCAUGAAGCUGCGUCUCCCACAGAGGCAACGGCGUCGACGUUUUUUUUCUGUCUUCGUUUUUUUUAUUCGAGACUUUUUUUUCUCUUUUUUUAUUUUCACUCGGCGAGAUGAGCAGGGAGUGAGGAAUGGAGGCGUAGGGAGCAUAGGGUGUUUGUGUUUACUAAGCGACACGCUAGUUAUGCAGAUGAAUAUACAGGCCUGCUUGUAGCUAGAGCAAGCCAGCGAACAAAAGGAGAAAUUUAAUGGAGGCAAGUUAGCUAGCGCCCUUGUCUUGUUGCGUUAACCAGCUAACGCUAGCCAUGUUUGUUUACAACUCGGAUAUCUCAUGAAGCGCUUGGCAGCUGGUUAGGUGCAGUGUAACACAGCCAGUCUGAGUACUUUGCAAAGGGCUUCCCGAUUUAAACGAAUUUCUUACAAAUUCGUAUUUACAAGAUUUCACCAAUCACCGCUAACGUUAGUCCGCAGCUAGCAGUGCCACAGUUUGGACAGCCAGCUUGUGCCCCUCAACAAAAAAUGUCUCUGAAUCGCUGUUUCUGUAGUGCACUGAUAAUGUGGCCCCCAGACUGCCAGAUCGCAAUAGUCUGUGAGAAAUUAAUUAGUUGAUUUUCACCUGAAGCUUCGCUCAUAAUGUUAUUUAUUGGUUGUGCAACUACAGAGACGAGACUCAUGAAAAAUAACGUAAAACAUUCCUCGAGUUCUGCAUUGUCAAUGUUUUGCAUGAAAUAUACUCUUGCUUCAGUUGUUUCAGCGUCUGUCUUGUUAGUGUAUUACUUUGUUAUCUUGAAGUUUAUUUUCAUGGGCCUGUUUUUCCCUAAAGGGCAGUGGUCACUUAUCUUAAAACUCCUUUCAGCUUAACUAGCGCGUAAUUACCUGCAUGCUUUUCUUAGUUUGCGAGCAAUAUGACCAUGCAUGACAUUCACAAUGUUAACAUGCAUACAGAAAACCAAACCGCAAAGUGUGUGGCAAAUAAAGUGAAGAUGCAUGCCAAAAUAGAACAAUGAAACUAUGAAACUUCCUUCUUUAUGCUACAGAAAACAUGUUGCAUAUGUGUCAGUGGGAGAUGAUCAGAAAGCAGAACAUCAGAGGUUUGAUAGUGAAAAGUUAGACAGUUGUCUUGUAAACAGUGAGUGUUGUCUUCAGCAAACGAUACACACUGUUACUUUGAACACAUGCUGCACUAGCGUCUAGUUUGGGAGAACAUGCCUCUUGUGUUGCUUUUCCAGGUAAUAAUUUUGACACAGCAUUGUUUGAUUUUCCGAAAUUAGACUGAGUAACAUGUUGCUGAUACAGCAAGCACACUAAGAUUGAGUAAAUGGCAGCACAUACUGUCUAAAGGACUGAUGAGGACAUGCAUGGGCUGUGUAACAAAACCUUAUCAGAAUCCUCAAAGACUUAUUAUUAUUAUUAGUGUUUUCUCAUCUCUUGCCUCUUCUGUCCUCCUGCCAGUUCUUUUAUGUCCAUCUCUCCCAGAAUUGAGCAUCUUUACCUGAUUCCUUUCACAUCCUCUUCUCUUUAAAGAAAUAAUGGACGAUUCCCCUUUCAACUCAUCAUACUUUUGGUCUCCCGUCCCCACUGUACAAGGACAGAUCGAGAACGCCAUGUUCCUGAACAAGACGAAGGAGCAGCUUGGUCCAGAGAAGGCCAAUGCGCCCUCCUUCCCUCACUCCUCUGCGUCUUCCACCUCCUCCCCCCACUACCCCACGGCUGUGCUCGCCAUUCCCAGCUCAGUAGACGCCGGGGUGCGGGUGGUCCCCAAACAGGAAGGAAGUGGGGGCGGAGGAGGAGGUGGUGGCAACAGCGGCAGCGCACCUUUAAGUGUGGUCGGGGGACACCUGCACCAGUCGCACACCUCCCAGAACAUCACCGUUGUGCCUGUUCCUUCUACGGGUAUCAUGACUGCAGCGGGGUUAGUGAUCACCACCCCUCAAGGCACACUGGUCCCCUCUGCCACCACACAGUCAUUUGUAACUGGACCCCACACUGCCACCACCAUGAUAGUGUCUGCACUGCACCCCUCAAAUACAGACAAGAAGGAGGACAUUGCUGUCCCUCCUGCAGUUGUCAUGCCGACGCCAUCAAAGCGAGGCAGAAAGAGCAAACAGGUGAUGGGAAGAGUGCCUGGAGUGGGUGGGGUCCUCCCGUCAGGAAGUGAUGCAUUAAUAUUGGCACACCUUGCUGCGGGUGGACAGCACCACAGUACUGACCCGUAUGACCUGUCAAAUGAUGAGGACGAUCAUACUAACAAAGAUGGUCCCAAAUCCUACAGGUGUCGGAUGUGUGCAGUGACGUUCUUCAGCAAGUCAGACAUGCAGAUCCACGCCAAGUCCCACACUGAGGCCAAGCCCCACAAGUGCCCUCACUGCUCCAAGUCGUUUGCCAACUCCAGCUACCUGUCCCAGCACAUCCGCAUCCACAGCGGGGCCAAGCCCUACACCUGCACCUACUGCCAGAAAACAUUCAGGCAGCUCAGCCACCUACAGCAGCACACACGAAACCACACUGAGGCCAAGCCCCACAAGUGUCCCCACUGCUCCAAGUCGUUUGCCAACUCCAGCUACCUGUCCCAGCACAUCCGCAUCCACACCGGGGCCAAGCCCUACACCUGCUCCUACUGCCAGAAAACAUUCAGGCAGCUCAGUCACCUACAGCAGCACACACGGAUUCACACUGGUGACCGACCGUACAAGUGUAACCAUCCUGGCUGUGAAAAAUCUUUUACUCAAUUGUCCAACCUACAGUCUCACCGCCGGCAGCACAACAAAGACAAGCCGUACAAGUGCCACAACUGUAACCGUGGUUACACAGAUGCUGCCAGCCUGGAGGUGCACCUGUCUACACACACCGUCAAACAUGCCAAGCUGUUCUCCUGUGGCCUCUGUAACCGAUCGUAUACCUCGGAGACGUAUCUGAUGAAACACAUGAGGAAGCACAACCCCGACCCGCUAACAGUAGCAGCAACAGUGGCUGCUCAGCAGGCCCAGGGCCUUACACCAGGCGGAAGCGGCAGAGGCCGAGGUCGUGGCCGAGGAAGAGGCGGGGGCAGAGCAGGCCAGCUCCAAAGCCAGACCAACCCUAACAACACCACCCAGAACCCUAACCCCGGACCCCCAGGCAGCUACCAGUCACACCAGCAGCCCUCGGAAGCUGUGGUUCAGUGCCCGUUUGACCUGCACCAGUACAAGACAGUGUCAGCCAGUGAGAUCCAAUACAAACCAGUCACUGUGGCAGACCUGCCAGUGACCCACAAAGACCUCUGCCUCACCGUCUCCACAUCAGCCAUACAGGUGGAGCACAUGAACUCAUAGGCUGCGUCUUCCCACUCUGUUCAAGGAAUUUCUAAUUGUGUCCGCAGUGUACAAAGGUCCAUAUGUAACAAGUAAUUUAACUGUAUUCAGUAUUACAGUCCUCAUAACCAAGAAAAAAAAAUGACCAAUAGGGUGGAGAGUUUGCCACCACCCUGUUAGCCAAAUGCAAAUCAUCUGGUUUCCUGAUACUGAACUGAAUUUGAAAAUGGAGCCGGUAACUCGUGAAAUUGAGAUCCUCUUUCCUCGAGAAAUUGAGGUUUGCAUUCUUUAAGUUAAAUUAUUUUGAAAGAGGGUGAUCUGUGAUUUUCAAAGAUACAAGAAAAAUUUAACCCCCUCAUUGCCACUGUUCCCUUCAUUUUAAGAAGCUUUAAUGCUGACAACACCAUUAAAUUACUUGUUAGAACACAGAUAUUUUACAGUGCGCUCCUCAGGAUCUCUCAGGAGGAAUGCUGCUCUAGGAUACAGAUAUAAAUCAUUUGUUCUUCAGUCUGGAAUUACAAUUCACUGCUGGCUUUUAUGUCUUUGUAAUUGAGACGAUGAUAAAACGUAGCCCCUCCUUUAGCUGACUUGCUUUGUAAUACACUGAUCCUAAACCAGCAGUCGUCCUCUGAGAGUCUUGAGAAGCUCACUGCUGUUUCCUUUUUUUUUGUAUUGCAUUGUUUGCAAUAGGCAUCAUAGGAGGGUGAAGGUGUAAAAUAUCUGCAAGGUAAUGAAUUACAUUAUUCUCUGCACAUUUAUAGUCCAGAGAAUGAUGUGAUUUUCGAUCAGAUUCAGAUCACAUUUAUCUGAACAUGCACCGUUAUAAAGUUCAAGCCAAAACAAGAGAGAGAGAAACACGGCAAAGAAUCAUGAAAGACUUUAGAACUGAAACGGCAGGGCAGUAGUACUGAUCUUUAAAAAAGAUGCGGUUGGAUCAGAGAGACUGAAUUGGAUCCUGAGAAAAGACCACAAAGGAGCAGGGGCAAGAAAAAGAGAAGGAUGUGGUGUAAUGUGGGAUUAGGCUAAAGCCUGGGGCUCAAAUCUCAAAAGUGAGCAUUUCACUAAUCAUGACGUCCCUUCUUACACCCGACUCCUCUCAGACAGCAGGGAGUUGAGGGACCGUCUCUUAGUCGGAGCUCAAAGUACUGAACAGAAGUGACGGAGCAGUUCGACAUGCACUAAUGUGAGGAAUCUGCAGCAGAAGGAGAUGGAGGCGCGAGAGAGAAAAGGGGGUUGGUGGGGCGGGUGGGGUCACAAAGAAAGCACUUGAUGAAGCUUGUACUUCAUGCCUACGUUUGUCAUCAUUGUGUACUUUUUUUUAUUAUAUCAUAUGUAUGUAUUUUUCUACCAACAGAGGAACGUGUGAACAAAGUCGGAGAGAAAGCAGAGUGAGUGCAUGAAUGUGAAGGGAACAGAGAGAAAAGUCCUAACUGUGUUCUUUCCCCCUCAUUUUUUGUUAGUACUCAGAGACAGUAAAGUGUCCUCCCAUGAGUGAAGACAGCCCGAGUCAUCAUUGUCAGGGCAGUUGUUGGGGAAAUGAUUGUGUGAUAAAAAUGACUGACAGGUACUGUUAUCAAUCUUUUUUUUUAAAGAACUUUUCAUACAUAUUAUUACUACUUUCAUUAUAACUGUAUUGCAAAUGUUAUCCACAUUAUUAUCAAUCUGAGGCAUUAUUGUAUUGCAGUAUGCUGUACAUAAAAUAGAUAGAAAAUACUUUUUCAUCCGUAAAAGGGAAGUAUGUCCUGUAUAAAGCAUAUAUGGAAACUAAAGGAACUCAAAUUAACAAGUACCAAAUCACUGGCCAUUUCCCAGGAUCCCAGGUCACCUUCAGGGCUGAUGGUCCAUAACCUCCAAGCUCAGCAAAGGCUGCAAAAGAAUGAUAAAGUCCACUCCUAAGAGGUUUGGAAUUGCCCAAAACAUUGGUUAGAAUAUGGCAAAAUAUAUAUAGAGAUAUUUUAUUUUUUGUUUUUGUCAUUCUGCAAUGUGUGACAACAUUUCCUGCAGUUUCAGCCACACUCGCUCAUUCUACUUGAUCAUAUUCAUUCUGAAUACGAUGUAACCUGAAACGGUUUGGCCAAGGGAACUUUUUACUUAUUAAUAAUAUAUGCUUAUUAUACAAGAUUAUUGUUGCGCUGUGCAAAAGUGACCCAACCCGACCUGAAAACAAUUCUUAGCAUUGAUCAGUAGUGAGAAUUUCUUCAUGAACACUUUAUUUACAUAUGAUGUGAAGCCCAUUAUUAAAUAAUGAUUAAACGAGGCUGUGACGUCGGUGACCUGGGACACUGCAGCCAUGUUUUUGUGGAGAAGCUGUCACUACCCAAUCAGAAUGUCCAAGCAGCCCGUACAACCGGCUGAUUGUCUUCAUGUACUCCUCUUUGUAUUUCAUUGUGUCCUUUUAUGAAAAAUAACACGUUCUCAAUAUUAAUUCUCAAUGUUAAUGUUAUUACUGAUGCUCCUGAUAAUAAUACAGUUAUUAACGACCAUCUUAUGCUACACUCUUGCAUACUGUAUGCACAGUUACACCUCUUGCUCAUCCGAACAGACUGUUUCUUCCCUUAAGGAGAAUAAAGUUCGAAAACAGGAUUCUUUAUGGUUGCCGUGUGGAACUUGAAAAAUCAUCAGCAUGCUGGUUUUGAAACAGCAGCAGUGGGUCAUGGUGAGUGUAUGUGUUCAGUGGUAGUAAAAGACUUCUUGGAGAAGCUGCUAAUGUGUAAAUGGAAGACGAGUGAGAUGUUUGUCUGGGACAUUGACUCCUGCUAUUAAAAUUACAGCCCGGACAGAUCAGUUGUGCUGUGAAGGAGAAAAUAUAUUUUUAAAAGACUACUGAUAGUUUGUCAGGGAUGUGAAGCAGAAUGUGUCUCAGUCUGAAAUAAAUAUUGUACUUUUGUGGGAAAAAACAUUUAAGCAAAUAAAAAGAGAAAAAGGGGAGUAA
Scatophagus argus is the source of this 6294-nucleotide messenger RNA. RefSeq names its product zinc finger protein 384 a (gene znf384a). The record is from RefSeq and is a predicted model, not a curated record. NCBI's taxonomy places the organism in Eukaryota, Metazoa, Chordata, Actinopteri, Scatophagidae. Gene Ontology annotation, biological process: regulation of transcription by RNA polymerase II. Gene Ontology annotation, cellular component: nucleus. The transcript is spliced from 11 exons. Gene Ontology annotation, molecular function: RNA polymerase II cis-regulatory region sequence-specific DNA binding; DNA-binding transcription factor activity, RNA polymerase II-specific. Bases 1602 to 3383 code for a protein of 593 amino acids.